UUUUUUUUUUUUUAAAUGUUUAAGAAUAAGAUGAGAGAAGACCAAAGAAAGGCGAUUUUUCUUCAUAAUUGAAAAUUUUCCCAGUUCCCGAGGAUUUGGUUAAUUUCAUCACACUCCGAAUCUUCAACUCAAUCGCAUUUCGAAGCCGAAUAUCUUCCUCAACAAUCGCACCUCUUUGGAAUUCCAGGCAAAAAAAUGGUGUAGAUUGGAUUGGAAAAGGCUUGUUUCAAUGGGAGAGUAUUGAAAUCUAGGGUUCGUUUUUGGUACCCUUUGUUUCAGCAAAGUACCCUCUAUUCAAUUAUUUUUUGCUACGUUUUCUUUUCAAUUCAAUUUUUGAGUUCCUGAGCUUGAGAAGAAGAAGAAGAAGAAGAUAAAAGAGGAAAAUGAAACAGUUGGUGGGGAGACCAGGAUCGGGAAGUGGGUUGGUACUGCGAUUAGGGCAAGCUUCUUGUGCUGCCGCUUCGAUUGGGCUUAUGGUCUCUGCCAGUGGCUUCGCUACUUUCACUGCUUUUUGCUAUUUGAUCGCAUCAAUGGGACUUCAAGUGCUUUGGAGCUUUGGACUUGCAUGUCUUGAUAUUUAUGGUUUAAGGAGAAAGAGGGACCUCCAAAAUCCAAUCCUAGUGAGCUUGUUCGUUGUUGGAGAUUGGGUGACAGCUACUCUAUCACUAGCAGCUGCAAGCUCCUCAGCCGGGAUCGUUAUUCUGUAUGCAAGAGACAUGGAUUUCUGCUCGCCUCAAUUUCAUCUCCCAUGCGCGAGAAAUUUACUCGUUUUUGGCGGCGCGGCUCCAUUUAUUCGUGAUGGUUUCAUCCUUGGUCUAUUUAUAAGCUUAUUAUUUGUUUUAAGCUAAUGACAAAAGGAGAGGGUAAGUCUUAAAGAAUAUGAGAAUUCUAUAGUUGAAACGAUUUCAUGACUCGGCCAUAUUUGUUGAAGCUGUGUGUUUGAAGUCCUCGCUUGAACAGAUCUACAGCCAUCUUAAAGUGAAAGUCUUCUUUCUCUCUCUUUCUCUUGGAGAAAUAAAUGAAAUUGUUAUUUAC
Messenger RNA from Morus notabilis, 1035 nucleotides. RefSeq names its product CASP-like protein 5B2. The record is from RefSeq and is a predicted model, not a curated record. The transcript is spliced from 4 exons. Lineage: Eukaryota; Viridiplantae; Streptophyta; Magnoliopsida; Rosales; Moraceae. Gene Ontology annotation, cellular component: membrane. Bases 384 to 848 code for a protein of 154 amino acids.